This is a messenger RNA of Cuscuta epithymum, 1487 nucleotides long. The record is from the annotation of a GenBank genome assembly. NCBI's taxonomy places the organism in Eukaryota, Viridiplantae, Streptophyta, Magnoliopsida, Solanales, Convolvulaceae.
CUCGUGUUCGACUCGGUAUUUUUACCGGAUUUUAUUACUACAUCGGCACUUGUACACUUGCAAGUCUAAGCCAAUCAGUACACUCACUGGCUCACUGCAAAAUUAUGCAAAAAUAGUGCAAGGGAUCUAUUACUACGGCUUAGAUCUCCACGUGGUUCCAAAACGUUUAGCCCAAGCACCACCAGGCCACGAACAACACCACAAAGGUGUAUCAAGGACCAACCAUAGUGCCUUCUCAACGUUCACAAAGAGUAGAAAGGAGUAUGUGGAAGAAGAGGCCACGGAAUCCACACACAGAGUGACAGUGAUGAAGAGGGGAUCACGGCCAGGUGACCGGAAACCACCAGUUCCGGUUAGCAACUAAGGCUCCAACUAAUGCCGGAGCUGCUUAAGUAUCGGCUAGCAAGUAGUGAACCGCAAGGAAAGAUUCUGUAGGAGGCCCGGACAAACAGAUAGGGCCAAGGCUGCUAAGCGGACAGGCCCAAGACCAAGAGAAGGCAAAUGAGUUGCCUUGGACCCAGAUGGGCCAAUACCUCCAGCACAAAGAAAAAGAUGUUUGAGUAGCCCCUCAUUCUCCGUAAAGAAAGCGGUCACAAGAAUAUCUGAAUAUCUAUACCGAACCAUAUAUAUGUGCAAUCCGAGAUAUGAAUUAAUGUAACGAGAGAAUUGGGUGUAUAUACUCUUUAGAAUUUGUUUGUAGUUUUAAAUUAAUAUUAUAUAUUUACAAAAAUAAAAUGCAUAGUCUUUUACGAAGAAUUACCGGCUAUGUAUAUUCAAUAGUAACGUUGAAAUAAAUGGACUUUGGUUCUAUUCUAAUUGAAUUUUUACCAGCAAGUAUGGUUUGUUGUAUUUAUGAAUGCUAACACUUGUUCUGUAUUAAUCUUCAAAGUGUUAUACACUUCAUUAAACAUAAGGAAAUUUCUAUGGUACCUUCUAAAAUUUAGGAGGUACCGGUACCCAAGUUUUUUUAAACCAAUCACAUUACUACAGUAUGCCACGUGGAUAUCGCUCUCAUAUACUCCGUAUCGUCGUAAUCUGGCCGCCGAUCUUCUCAGUUCUCACAUACGGACAUACCGGAGUACUUGGUAAGUUGGUACUCCGUAUCAUAGUACAUACUAGGAUGGCAACGACGCUCAUGGUAUACAACAAUAAUCUUGCUGAGAAGUUCGUCGCUUGACGUACUAGGAAAUUCUCCUUCAACUCAGAGGAGGUCAUGCCCUGCAUCGGCGUCAAACUUAUUUUCCUCCAUCCUGAACAAUUCGUUAAAGGAUGCCUCAAACUCAUCACCUUCUCCGGCCAAGAUAACAUCGUAUAUCUGGCCGGAAUGCUACCAAUAAGGAUUGCCACCAUUAGUGUUCCUCGUAUCUUCUCUGUCGAUUUUGGAGAAGUGAUAGUGUCCAGGAUUCAAAGUAUGAACUGACCCUAAGGCAUACAAAGAGUGGAUGCCAGAAAGUUGGAGAAUUACGGCCAAGGAAGAAGAAGCUGCG